Molecule: messenger RNA, 2431 nt
Organism: Glycine soja
Lineage: Eukaryota; Viridiplantae; Streptophyta; Magnoliopsida; Fabales; Fabaceae
Product: CDK5RAP1-like protein
Exons: 3
Coding region: 122-1957 (611 amino acids)
Biological process (GO): negative regulation of cyclin-dependent protein serine/threonine kinase activity; tRNA modification
Cellular component (GO): mitochondrion; cytosol
Molecular function (GO): 4 iron, 4 sulfur cluster binding; tRNA-2-methylthio-N(6)-dimethylallyladenosine(37) synthase activity
Source: RefSeq, a predicted model, not a curated record
GUAGAAAGUGAGAAUGUAAGGUGAUAGGGCGAGAAAUGCAAAUGCAAAACUUUUCCAUUGUGACCGCACGGACCCUAUCUAGCUCUUAACAGCGGCAAUUCAGUUCAGAACUCAGACAAACAUGGCUUCCUCACUGUCUUCCGUUGUCAACCAACCUCACUUAGCUCAGCGCCUCAAGCUUCACCGUCCAUCUUCUCUUACCACUCUCACAAUUUUCUUCCACAAACACAAACACCAACACCAACACAAUGCUUCAUUUCCACACCCAUAUACGUCAUCGCCUCGCUCACGCCCUCUCAAUCUCAUCAUGGCAUCCAGAACCCACUCUCCUUCCUACACUCUCCGCCGUCACUUCAUCCCUCAAGCUACACUCACUGCUUCCGAAGCUCAACCCCGCCUUGUACCAGAUACUGAAGUUCCUCCCACUGGUCGAAUAUAUCAUGAGACUUAUGGAUGUCAAAUGAAUGUUAAUGAUAUGGAGAUUGUUCUGUCUAUAAUGAAAAAUGCUGGUUAUGGUGAAAUUGUGAGUGUUCCCGAGAGUGCAGAAAUAAUAUUCAUCAAUACCUGUGCCAUUAGAGACAAUGCAGAGCAGAAGGUAUGGCAGAGGCUUAAUUACUUUUGGUUUCUUAAGAGGCAUUGGAAGAGCAACGUUGCUACUGGAAGGUCGCAAUCCAUGCGCCCUCCAAAAGUGGUGGUUUUGGGAUGUAUGGCUGAGAGGUUAAAGGAGAAGAUACUUGAUUCAGACAAAAUGGUUGAUGUGGUUUGUGGGCCUGAUGCUUACAGGGAUUUGCCGCGAUUACUGGAGGAGGUUGAUUAUGGUCAGAGAGGGAUCAAUACUCUCCUUUCACUCGAGGAGACUUAUGCUGAUAUUAAUCCAGUUCGAAUCUCCAAGAACUCAGUUACUGCAUUUGUCUCAGUGAUGAGGGGUUGCAACAAUAUGUGUUCGUUUUGUAUUGUACCUUUUACUAGAGGCAGAGAGCGAUCACGCCCUGUGGAGUCAAUUGUGAGAGAGGUAGCAGAGCUUUGGAAAGAGGGUGUUAAGGAAGUAAUGCUUCUUGGCCAGAAUGUGAACAGCUACAAUGAUGCAUCUGGAAUUGAGAGAGAGGUUGAAUCAGGGUCCAAUUGGAAACUUAGUGAAGGAUUUUCCAGCAUGGCUAAGGUCAAGAAUAUGGGUUUAAGGUUCUCUGAUCUACUGGAUCGAUUGUCCUCAGAAUUUCCUGAGAUGCGAUUCAGAUUCACGUCUCCACACCCUAAAGAUUUUCCUGAUGAUUUGCUUUAUCUAAUGCGAGAAAGACAUAAUAUAUGCAAAUUGAUACAUUUACCUGCUCAAACUGGAAGUAGCACAGUGCUUGAGAGAAUGAGAAGAGGAUAUACACGAGAGGCUUACUUGGAUCUUGUGCAAAAAAUUCGGAGUAUUAUUCCAGAUGUGGCUUUGAGCAGUGAUUUCAUUUGUGGAUUUUGUGGAGAAACAGAGGAGGAGCAUUCUGAGACGUUGACUCUAAUAAAAGCUGUUGGUUAUGAUAUGGCAUUCUUGUUUGCUUAUAGCAUGAGGGAGAAAACUCAUGCCCACAGAAAUUAUGUUGAUGAUGUUCCGGAGGAAAUAAAGCAGAGAAGGCUAGCUGAACUUAUUGAGACUUUCCGUGAGAGCACAGGACAGUGUUUUGACUCUCAGAUUGGAACUACACAGCUUGUAUUAGUCGAAGGACCCAAUAAAAGAGCUCCAGAUACUGAGCUUAUGGGCAAGAGCGACAAGGGCCAUCGAGUGUUGUUUGUCAAUAUGCCAAUCCCAGACAGGGAAGACAUUAAUACAAAGCGAAAUCCUGUGGUUGGUGAUUAUGUUGAAGUCCACAUAACAAGAUCUACGAGGGCGUCACUCUUUGGUGAAGCACUUGCUAUAACUAAACUGACUUCGUUUGACAAUAAUCUGGAUAAAGAAGCUGCUGCAUGCAGCAUGUAAUCUUGUAGCAUCCAUUGGUUGUCAUGGCAAUUUUUGGAUAUAGUUAUUCAUAAAUCGCUGUUUCCCUUGUUUGGCUGACUGCACAACAUGGCAACACAUUUUAUGGGAGAAGCCACUGCAAGGGAGUGAGAUUUUGCAUUUACCAGGGACUUGUCAGCGAGAUCAAGAUUGUGUAUUCUUUGUUAAUCCUCUCUUCACAUUAAAAGGGUUCGAGUCUGCAUUAUGAUACACUAUGGAUUACUGAGAAUCCCAUUGGCAACCUGCAAUGCAACAUGAAAAUCAAAUAGCCGCAGAAAGGAUUGUUCUGUUCUGAUUUUUUACCGUUUAAUAACGGUUAAGUGUGUUUUGAUGAGGUAGAAUGUGGCUUUUGGCUCAUCACAUUUCCAGUUUAAAUAGAACAUCACAGGUCUUACGAGUCUAUUGUCAUCAUUCAUCAAAAUUAUCCUUGUUAGUAGUAUUUUUCUUUGCUCUCUG